AUGUCUCUGCUCCCGUCUUACAACCUGACUGCUCCCCGCAGAAUCACUGCCUCCAACUUGGAUAUUCCAUCCCAGCACGCUGGAGAUGAUACUGUCGAACCCGGCGUCGAAGUCAGGGUCGAUAGUCUUGCACCCCAGCCCUUAUUUGAUGGCUUUUUCGUUCGCGCCGUCGUGGGUACUGAGAAACAGGUUCCGACCAGCAACGAUGGGCAUGGCGAGAUUCCCCUGGAUGAAGUUCCCGGCAUUGGUAUCGUCCUUCCUGGUGGUGUGCACAUGUACUACCUUGAUAUUGCCCCUAACUACGAGGGUGCUCUGCAUCGCACCACAUCGACAGAUUACCUCGUUGUCAUCUCGGGCAAGCUAAGCCUCAUGACUCCUGAGUCCAAAUCGUAUCAGAUCAAGGACGGGAAAGCCACCUGCGGAUCUCCCGUCGAGACCGUAGCAAACCCCGGCGACAUCAUCUAUCAGCGUGGCCCUGUUCACGCUCUGUCCAACCACACCAACGAGUGGGUCAGAGUUCUCGCCGUUGUCCUGGGUUCUGAGCCGAACAAGGCUCUCGUUGAAGGCACCGGCCACCACAGGGAGCUUCAUGAUCAGUGGCUCGCAUAA
This is a messenger RNA of Pestalotiopsis fici W106-1, 609 nucleotides long. RefSeq lists its product as uncharacterized. NCBI's taxonomy places the organism in Eukaryota, Fungi, Ascomycota, Sordariomycetes, Amphisphaeriales, Sporocadaceae. The transcript has 4 exons. The record is from RefSeq and is a predicted model, not a curated record. The coding region runs from base 1 to 609 and encodes 202 amino acids.